AUGCUGCAAAUAUCAAAUGGGACUCCACCAAAUUUACCAAAAUUAAAUAAUUUAUCUUCAACUUCCUCGUCAUCAAAUUCAAAUGCAAGUCAACAUCAACCAUUACCUUCUAUACAAAAUCACAAACCAAUAGUAGAUAAUAAAUCAAAUUCAUCACAUCCAAGAUUACCUUCAAUUCAAAUUAGAGAUUCUCCUCCGCAACCACAAACUUUACCUUCUCAUCAUCAAUUAAACCAUCCUCCUUCUCAUUCACCACCAAGUUCAUUGCCUCCAGGUCCUCCUCGUUUGCAGUCUUUAUCUCAACAUCAUCCUCAUCAUCCUCCACCACCACCUCCUCCUCAUUUACAAGAUGUUACUUUAUCAACCAACAACAAAAGAAAAAGUUCAAGUCAAGCGCCUGAAGUUGAUUAUAGUUUAAAAACUACGGGAAAUGUAAAUACUCAAUUGAAUCAUACAUUUCCACCACCAAAACGUCAUAAACCGACUACAUUAAAUUUAAAAGGUACAAAUAAUGCUGAUUUAGCUUUAAGAAUUGUCAGUCCAGGUUUAAUAUCAUUAAAUGAUGAAAUGAAAUCAACUGUUAAAUUAUCUCAUAGAAUUCAACAACAACAAAGAAAUUUAAUAGCUGCAAGAAAUGGGAAAGAAAUUGUUCCAAAACCUGUUGAACCAACUUUAUCAGUUAUAACAACGACAACAACUACCACACCAACAGCUACGUUAAACAGUACCAAUAACAACAGUAGUAAUAAUGAUCCAAGUUCUGCUCAUUUAAAUUCGGAUCAAAAAUUCAUUCUUGAAACAAUACGUAAAAAUAAGCAUAGUGAUGGAGUCAUUUUGAUAUCAGAUUCUGCAUCAAAAGAAUUUGAUAAUUUAAAAUCAGCAAAUAAUCAACAACAACAAAAGGAAAGUUCACCAAUUUAUGCAUCUGAUGAUACAGAAUUAAACAGACUUUCACAAUUACAAAAUAAAAAAUUAAAAAGAAAAAAUAUACCAACUCCUUUAACUAUUGAUCCAGCUACAAAUUCAAUCCCAAUAAGUUCACCAUCGAUUCUUUCAGCUCCAAGCAGAACUAUAGCUCCUGAUUUUAGAGGUAAAAAAAGAUCUUCACCACCUCCCGUUCAAUUGCCUCCUCAGGCUCCUGAUUUUACUAAUAAAAAUAAUACUUUGCCUUCUACUACGUCAUCAUCAACAUUGCCCAAUAUAGGUAGUAUCAUUCCAUCCUUGAAUAACAACAACGUUAAUCGCAAUGGAUUCCCAUCAAAUGGACCACCACCUCCACCUCCACCACUUUCUCAACAUCAAUCUUAUACAUAUGGAAAUCAGCCAUCAACACAAGUACAACCAUCAUUACAAUCCCAUAAUUAUAAUCCUUUGAAACCAAUUGCAAGAACAGGUAUUCCACCAAGAUUUAGACUGGCUCAAGGUAGUAAAUCAACAAGUUCAGUUCCAUCAACUUUUACAACAAACCUGCCAUCUCAAACAUCUCAAAAAAAGGCACUUUCAAAUUUACAAUAUCAACAACAGCAAUCAGUAAGAGCAUCUUUAUCGAAUCCCAAAACUGCUGUAACUGAUGUAUUUAAUGAUAAUCAUCAUAAAGCUGCACCGUUGAAUUCUCAACCACCUUCAACACAACGAGAAUUUUUCACAAAUGGUGGUCAAAGAUCAACAAUUGAAAAUGAUAUCAAUUCAAAUCAUCCUGUACCUCAAUAUGUAUCUGUACAUCCUUCACAUCAACAACAGCAACCACCACUAAUACAAAAUCCAUUACAAUCACAAUACUACAGACAAUCUCAACCUUACCCUCAAUCACAAUAUGUCCCAACAUCAACAACUUCAACUUAUGCACCAGCACCACCUCCGAAUUCUUAUCUGGGAAACACGAAUAAUGGAUUACAACCUUUUCAAUUACAACAAGUUCCAAAUUCACAAUCACCUUUAAAAAGUGGAGAAAUCUUUGGUAGUGUUAAUUUUAUGAAUGAAAAUGUAUUUAAUUUUAGAAUCUAUGAAAAAAAGAAUAAAGAAGAUGAAAAAGAAACAAAAGAUGACGAACAAUCAGAAGUGAAAGAUGAGGAUGAUAAAGCGAAAAAAUCUAAAAGUAUCGAUGAAAAUGAUGAAGAAGAAGUGAUUGAAAUAUCAGAAGAUGAAUCACAAAAGAAACAAGAAGAUGAUGAAAAAGAUAGGAGAAGAUUAAGAAGUAGAAAGAAUUCAAAAGCGACAGAAGAUAAAGAAAAAGAAGAAUCAAAAGAUGAUGAUGAUAAUGAUAAGUCAAUAUCAAAAUUUGGAAAAGAUGAAGACAAAAAUUGGUUGAGUUAUGAAAAAGAAAAAUUUAUGAAAAUUUGUGAAACUUGUUGGGAUGAAUUUGUUAAAACUAGAAUUAACAAUAGUCUUAAUAAAUGA
Lodderomyces jiufengensis is the source of this 2397-nucleotide messenger RNA. RefSeq lists its product as uncharacterized. The coding region runs from base 1 to 2397 and encodes 798 amino acids. The transcript has a single exon. Lineage: Eukaryota; Fungi; Ascomycota; Pichiomycetes; Serinales; Debaryomycetaceae. The record is from RefSeq and is a predicted model, not a curated record.